Molecule: messenger RNA, 1416 nt
Organism: Fimicolochytrium jonesii
Lineage: Eukaryota; Fungi; Chytridiomycota; Chytridiomycetes; Spizellomycetales; Powellomycetaceae
Exons: 2
Coding region: 130-1119 (329 amino acids)
Molecular function (GO): protein binding
Source: RefSeq, a predicted model, not a curated record
GCUCGGUAGGACAGGCGCCUAUUUCUCUUUUGGAUACCGAUAGAACUUGAAUCAUAAGCCUCCAAUUUCCAUUUGAAUUGUACACCAGUGCGCUGCCACCCUGCUCGUCGAUAAGACACACAAGGCACCAUGAGCUCAACUGGUCCGUCUGGAAGCACCGGCCCCGGCGCACAAAGAUUUAUCUUCGGUGCGCCAUCCCGGUCUGGACCCUUCAACUUUCAGGCCACGACGCCAACCGCAGCACCUACUUUGACAUCAACAUUGAGCACUGUCGACAACCUGGUCUCCUUCAAUAAUCACGCAUGCUCCGACACCACCCUCGUCAUGAAUAGCGGGAAGCUAAUGUACGCUGACAGCGAUGUCCUGUGCCGUGCCUCGCCGUUUUUCCGAGCACACGAUUCUUUCAGCAACAAUGCAGGAACCGAACGCUCGAUCGAGGUGAAACACAUCUGCGACGACGACUUGGUCUUUGCCCGAGUGCUUCUAUGGAUGUACACACAACGGUCAAACGACCUCGGAUUAGGCUCUCAUAACCUAAUGUCGUACAUGUCCGUCGGCUUCGUGCUGGAACUUGACAAGUCGUUUUACGGUGCUAUGCGGGUGGCCAUGCAAGCGAUCUCGCCCCUAGAUCUCUCUCUCGAUGGAAUCUAUAUGUUCAUGAAGCGCGCAUUAACCUCCGAGGAGCAGGUUAUCCAUGCGCUGACCGAGCUUUUGCGAGAUGUCCCAUGCCAGAAUGUGCACUUCUACAACACAGGCACUGUGUGCAACUCAUGCUCGCGCGCGAACGGUGGAAGCGGAACAACGGGACCCUUUGGCCCCCACCAACAAGGACAACCUGUCUGCAGCUCGUGCCUCAAGUGUGCCAAGCAUUGCAACUCGGCAUACGUAUACAUAUUACUGCACCUGCCCGCAAUAUGGAUCGGAACGGUGAUGACACACGAGUACACAUACGACAUCUUGGAUGUCCGGAGGCGCGUGAAAGCGGCUGUUGUUGCUCACAGUGACAAAAUUCGGAUCCUUUUGGACUCGACAAACGUGGUUUCUGCUGUCCUCAACACGAUGAGCAUCCCUACCCUCAGAGAGUGUCUGUAUGUGAUCUAUGGGAAUCCUCCUCCAUAAUCCGGACCAAUGAACUGAGAUGUCACUGGACUGUCAUCGGGUGACGCAGACACCAAUAUCCAGACGGAAAACCAAUGGCCAUCCUUUCCUCCUACAUCGGCAUGCCUUCCCUUGGAGCAUAACGAUCUAUCAAAGGCACGGCGGAUUGGCGUAUGCUAGACAUCUCUCAUAAGCAGUGUGGGCGGCACACAUCUUCCCCAGCGCCGAUUCCAAGUCUGCACCAUAUGGCAGCGUUUCUAGCGUCUUUAGCCAGUACAGACAUGUUUGUCCCUAUUUAGAUACAAUAUACGACAUGUA